Mya arenaria is the source of this 3521-nucleotide messenger RNA. RefSeq lists its product as uncharacterized. Gene Ontology annotation, cellular component: membrane. The transcript has 9 exons. The record is from RefSeq and is a predicted model, not a curated record. The coding region runs from base 185 to 2548 and encodes 787 amino acids. Lineage: Eukaryota; Metazoa; Mollusca; Bivalvia; Myida; Myidae.
AUACUGUUUACUUAUUACAAAAAUAAGAUGGACGUAAAUAUGUAAUUGCCCUGUGUUUCUAGAAUAAGAAGAACGUUGGAUAUAAAUGUGUCAAUUCUAAAAGUGUUGCAGCGAGAGUUCCUCAGUUCAUUAUUUUUAUGAAUUUUAACUUGAACUUGUUUUAUGCAAACAGUGAAAGCUUAAGAUGACUUGUUUUGUAGCAAUUCUGAUUUGGAUUUCAUACAUUGUUGGUUCGUUGUUUUGUGAAGCAGCGGCAUGCUUCCGACUUCUCGGCGGAACACAUGAUAGGGAAGGGUUUCUGCAGAUUAAUGUGAAUAACGUUUGGCAAAACGUUUGCUUGAACGACGAUCUACACGUUGUGGACAUUCGUCGUGACAUCUGCCAUCCUAUUUACAGCAACACUAAGGGUGCGUCCAUAAUAAAUGAGCCAUUGCUUUAUGAGAACAAACCAGGUGAAGGGAACAUAACAAUCAACAACCUUACCUGCCAAGCCACCAUGGAAGCAACUGACGCUUGUCCAAAAUUUAUAAUAUGCUGCCAAGACGAACCGAUUAGCAAACAACUUAGUCAUUGCAGCUCAAAUUGGUUGGAGACGGAAUACUGCUACCAUGGCAAAGUUGUCGGAAUCCAUUGGUUCCUUAAAUACAAUGAUAAUCAGAACGUCCGAAGAGCAUGGACCAGUUCAGCAUUCAAAGAUUCGUGCAAGACCAAUACAAGUUAUUCCGUUACCAUAGCGAACAAGUUGAACAAGUGCUUGCGGACUGUUCAUAACAAUUCAGACAAUUCGUACGCAUUGAUAGAGGGAGAUAAUUGCAAAUGGACAACAGAAAUAAAAUGUGAAAAUGCGCAAACAUUCGAGUUACUUCAGGACAAAACCGAGAGUAUGGAUGGCCUACAUUGUGUUACAGUGGAAGUACAAAAUGGGACCAGGAACAUCUCAAUAGCUCACUGUUUCUCGUAUCUACCUGCAGUUUGUCUGGUGGGAAAGCAAGUUCCAGGAAACGAAACAGAACGUCCAGCCGAGGAUAAAACAAAAUAUUUAACAAAGAACAUCAGGAGCUUGACCACACCUUCAUCGAAUGAAAAAGAAAAUGUUUUGUCAUACUUAGCUAUUUUAGCCAUUGUACCAUUUGCCUUCUUGGUUUUCAUCCUUGUGUUUAUAGCGCGCUAUCAUAUCAGGAAGUCUAGAAAAAGAUUGAUUGAACGUCAACGACCGAAUUCCGUCCAAAAUCACACCUACGGUCGCGGAAGGGUUGUUGAAGAAAGUAUAGAGGAAACAUACAAUCUAAUUAAUGACUUUGAGCUCAAAGACUUUAAACCAGAACUACCGGCCAGAGGUCAACACAAUCAGAUAUUGGUACUUGAUGAUUAUAGCAUGCCUCCUGACGCAAUCCCACAGAAGACGGAAUCCGAUGAGUAUUUUGUUACAUAUGACGAUCCCAUUCGAUCUUUGGUUAAGCAGCAUAAUGAAGCUGACCAAAAACAGCGAUAUGAUAUCAACCAUCUAAGCGAAACAAGAGUUGAAUCUUUUAAAAGGAAAUUUCAAGAUGAUAAAGGUUUGUGCUCUUCUACUUACACGGAUAAAUCUAGCCUGGUUUUAAACGAAGAACAUGUUGAAUUUAAUAGAAUUCCGCCUUCAGAGACAUUGUCAUUGAACAGAACAGGGCGAUUUAAAAAGUUUAGCUUUGAGACGAAAAAACAUUCGUAUAAAUCGAAAGAGACCAACAUUGUAAAUUUCGAUUUCUUAGACAAGAAAAUCGCUUCAGAACCAAGCAUUUCUAUUCGUUCGGAAAACAAUUCUGUGCUAACCGGAGCAUGCGAAAGUGAUGAAAGAUCACCAGAAAACAUCGCCGCGGACCAAACCAAAACCAGCGGUUCUCUCGACGGAAUUGCAUUACAAAACAGAGUGUCUGUCGAAUCGUCAAAUGGAUACACCGACUGCAUAUCUAAACGUCCCACAAAGCUUAUAAAGCAGAGUGAAGAUAGUGACGAUUACGAAGAUACUUCGAAUGUAAAUCAUGAACAGCUGUGCGCAGAUGCAAAACCAAAAGAGCAUUUAUUUCAUAACCAUGUAUGUAUCGACUGCCUGACUCCAGACCAUUUAAAGAAACUUGGUAUCAGGAUUAUUCCAGAUGAAAGUGCAUAUACCUCAUACAACUUAAAUAUUCCAAAAAGGUUCUCGGACUCUGCACUUGAGCUUUAUAUUAAUACCGCAGGUCUUAAGAAAUCUCAAUGGUCUAAAUUUUCUUCAAAGUCAUUCGAUAUGGCAGAUGAAGAAAAUAAACCAAACGAAAACCUAAAGAAGAGCUGCUCUAAAGACGAACUCGAAAUAUUUCACAAAAAGCAGCGAGCGAAGGAAGAAAAUGCCUAUUUUAAAUGUCCGCGAAAAUGUUCUCUAUGUCAUGCGGAUUCUUAUGACAUAUUAGGUGCGUUUUCAAAGAGCAACGAUACUAGUGAUUCUGAAAAUGUUUAUCAUAAAUUAGCAGAUGUGAGGAUAUGGACACCAAAACAUGUUCGGUGUAGACAUAUGCGACACAAAUCGACGUAGUUCUCAAUACCUACGACAAAUAUUAGAUCAGUCUAACAUUCUUAGGGACGAAUGUCUUUAAUGGAUUGGCAACAAGAAUCAUCCGUAUGAAUGGUAAUUUUCAAGCAUGUAAUAAGUAAGAAAUGACUGAGCACAUGGGGUAAUGAGCAUUGGUAGACAGGAAGUAGACAUGAAACUCUGAAUAUUCGUUGGAAAUCAAAUAGUUUCAAUGUUUUGAAUUCAUUUGGAGUGCUUGUUUGACCGUUGAUUUAUUGUAUGGUAUUUUUUAUUAAAAUGUUGUUUACACUAGCGAGUUAAACUCAGUGACCAAACCGAUAUGUUCGUAAUAUACAAAAAUAAAUAUGAAAAAUAUGAAAUAUUUACGACAACAAGAAAACAUAUAUAACAAUAAUGUAAAGUCUUCCAAUGCAGACCUGUUCAACAGCAUUGUAACACCAUGAUAAAAAGAAGCGAUUAAACAACAUUCGUACAUUUCACUUGCAUCUUUCAAAGACAUAUCACAAAAUAUAAGCGAUAUUCUGGUGCUUUUUUAACUUGGUAAUAAUGGCGACGUAGACAUUAAUUAAAAAUAUUUUUAUAAGCAUUGAUAUUUUGUAUCUGUACCUAAAUAAUAUGCUAUCUUCUUGUUUUAAAGUCAAUUGAGAUCAACAUGAACAUGCAUUAAAAUAAGAAGAAAAAAAUGCAUCAGCCUUUAUUGUGCGCCCUCAAACACUCCACAGAGGGUUCAAGUUACAUACACAAGCGAGUUAAAUAUAGUGACCAAAACGAUAUGUUUGUAAUUGUUUACAAAAAUAAAUAUGAAAAAUAUGAAAUAUUUACAACAAGUAGAAAACAUACAUGUAUUACAACAAUUCAUCGUUUAACAAAAUGUAUAUAUAAUCAGUAUUCAAAAUACACCCCAGACAAUGCAAUAUAAACCAUUCAUACAUUUUAAAUGCUUAUAUAUAUCUGUAAUAAAAGUGGUCAAUUGUUA